Cololabis saira (Pacific saury) is the source of this 3475-nucleotide messenger RNA. It is a transcript of the gene jmy, whose product is annotated as junction mediating and regulatory protein, p53 cofactor. The record is from RefSeq and is a predicted model, not a curated record. Gene Ontology annotation, cellular component: nucleus; cytoplasm. The transcript has 10 exons. NCBI's taxonomy places the organism in Eukaryota, Metazoa, Chordata, Actinopteri, Beloniformes, Belonidae. Gene Ontology annotation, molecular function: Arp2/3 complex binding; transcription coactivator activity; actin binding. Gene Ontology annotation, biological process: intrinsic apoptotic signaling pathway by p53 class mediator; Arp2/3 complex-mediated actin nucleation; positive regulation of apoptotic process. The coding region runs from base 385 to 2856 and encodes 823 amino acids.
UGCCGCCAGCAGCGCAUUGUCUGCCGGACAAAGAGCCGCACUGUGAGCCGGAGCCGCCGCUCGUUAUACGGUAACAGCGACGUCAUGGCCCGCUUCUCCUCCAGCCGACGUGUCGGCGUCGGUUCGGCGGUCUGAUCCCCAACAUCUGGCUCGGGGGGGAACCUUUUGUCUGACGGGCUCAGCUGUUUUUUUGUUUGGGUUUUUUUUUUGUUGUUUUUGUUUGCGCAGACGUGAAUCCACUUUUCUGGAUUAUUUUUUAUUUAUUUAUUUUUUUGGCACAGUGAUAGCACAAUAUUUUUUUUAUUUUUUAUUUUUAGGAGAGGAAAAGAAGCCCGAAGGGCUUAUAAAAAAUCAUCCCCUCAAUAAAAAAAAAAUUGGAUUAAAAUGUCCUUCGCCAUGGAGGACAACUUGGAGUCCGGCUGGGUGUCGGUUCGGCCCAGGGCUUUCGACGAAAAAGAGAGGCAUAAAUUUGUUUUCAUCGUGGCCUGGAACGACAUCGAGGGGAAGUUCGCCGUGACCUGCCACAACAGGACGGUGCAGAGACGCACCGCCGUGCAGGAGCUGGAGCGCACGGACACCGACAUCCCGGACCCCGUGGUGGUGGAGGAUGCACAAACAGACCCGGACCUGGACGGCGACGGCAAUGGCCGUGAGGACUUCAGCUGGGCCGGGCUGUUCUCCUGCCAGGACCUGCGCACCGUGCACCAGCAGCUGUGCGCCGUCAACUCGGAGCUGCGGCCGUGCCUGCCGCCCUUCCCCGGGGAGCGCUCCUCCGGCGUGUGGACGGUGCUGUUCGGGGGCCCGGAGGUGUCUCCGCGGGAGACGGAGGCUCUGUGCUACCAGCUGCAGGUGUACCUGGGCCAUGCCCUGGACACCUGCGGCUGGAAGAUCCUGUCACAGGUGCUGUUCUGCGAGAGCGACGACGCGGAGGAGGACUACUACGAGAGCCUGGGCGAGCUGCGGCAGCAGGGCUACGAGGACGCGCUGCAGGCGGCCAGGACGCGCAUGCAAGAGGUGUUGGACAAGCACAAAGCCAUGGACAGCAUGGUGGAGCUGCUGCAGGUGUACCCAGAGGAGGAUGAGGCGUAUGGAGAUCUGCUGGAGGCCACGACUCAGCUCUACCACUUCCUGCUUCAGCCCUUCAGAGACAUCAGGGAACUGGCAACUCUGCGCCGACAGCAGAUUAAGAUCUCUCUGGAGACAGAGCGUCUGGGUCCUCGCCGUGUGGAGAGCCUCAGGAAGGAGGAUGAGGAGUGGCAGAAGAAGGCUCACACCGCCGUGCUUUCCAUUCAAGACCUGACCGUCAAGUUCUUUGAAACGACGGCUCGAGCUCAGAAAGCUUUAUACGAGCGGAUGCGUGCAGACCAGAGGAAGUUUGGAAAGUCGGCAUGGGCAGCGGCGGUCGAACGUAUGGAGCGGCUGCAAUACGCUGCUUCCAAAGAAACUCUGCAACUCAUGAGGGCCAAAGAAAUCUGCCUGGAGCAGAAGAAACACAGCUUGAAGGAGGAGAUGCAGAACCUGAAGGGAGGGGAGGACGCCAUGCUGCGUGUGGACCAGCUGGAGGCGCUCUACUACGAGCUGCAGCUGCAGCUGUAUGACGUCCAGGCCGAGGUGCUGCUCUGUGAGGAGCUGCUGCUGACGGCGCAGCUGCAGAGUCUGCGCAGGCAGAUGAUGGAGCGACAGGACGAGGUGGUGUACUACGAUGCCUUCGAGAGCCCCGAUGCCAUGAAAGGUGAAGAGGACCCUGCAACACCUCCAUCGCCCCUCAGAGAAGAAGAACUGUGUGUCCUCCAGCAGAGGACGCGGCAGCUGGAGGCCCGCAGAGGCCGCAUCACAGCCAAGAAAGUCUACCUCAAAAACAAGAAAGAAAUCUGUGUUGCUAAUCACAAAAAGAAGAUCCAACAACGGCAAGGAAGUGACGCUGACUGCAGCUCUCUGCAGGGAGCAGAAGAAGAUGACGAAGCCCAGCGAAACGCCCGAGUGAGUCAGGAGAGGCAGAGGACUCUGGAUAGACUUCGCAGCCUCAGACAGCGUUAUCCAGGCCAGGUGACCCUGAGGUCCAGUCGGUUGCGUCUGACUCAGCCUCACAGUCGGAGGCGAGUGGGACAGCAGCCCAGCACCCAGGCGGUCAGCGUUCAGACCGACUCCAUCUCAGAUCUCCCAGAACUCUCCGCUCCUCCUCCGCCCGACGCCUACGGCUGCGACAGCGCUUCUCUACCAACUGUUGACCUCCAGAGUCUCGGCGCUUCGCCUCCUUUCCUCUCUCUGCCUCUUCUCCCAACCUCUCCAUCUAUUCUUUCGCUGAGCCCCUCUUGCCCCCUCCCGCCUCCACCUCCACCUCCACCACCUCCCCCUCCCCCAUCGCUUCCCCCCUCUGAGAUUCCCGCCUCCAGCCCGGUGCGGCAGCAGAAAUGCGAAUCUGAACCCGCCUCCCUGCCUCUGGCUCCGUUUUCCCCUCGAUUCUUCGACAGCAGCCAACUGCAGACGGCGAUGAAGAAGCUGAGGAAGACGUCCUCCCUGGACUCAGCGCAGUGGAGGAGAGCGAGCUCGCCCAUGGAUGAGGUGCUGGCCUCUCUCAAGCGGGGCAGUUUCCACCUGAGGAAGGCCGAGCUGCGAGUCCUGGGCCCCGACCCGGACGACGACAGCAACAACAUCCUGGCUCAGAUCCGCCAGGGCGUCCGGCUGAAGAAGGUUUGCUCUCAUCCAGAGCAGCAUCGCCCCAAGAGCUUCCCGCACUCAGCCGACCCGCUGACCCGCAGCAUCCACGAGGCUCUGAGGAGAAUCAAAGAGGCGUCGCCGGAGUCGGAGUCGGAGUCAGAGGACGAAGGCCUUCCCUGCACCGACUGGGAAAACUGAGCUGGUGUUUUUUUAGAGCUUUUAAAUCUUAAACUUUUACGGAUAUGUGGAGCCAAAAAGAAGGAAAAACCAGUGAUCUGAGUCGAGACGAGCCGGGGUCAGCUGGAGCCACCUUGGUGCAAUUUGAACAAACAAAAAACUGUCUUUAUUUUCUAAAGAGAGCAGAUGCCUGCCAUACCUGUGUUUGUUAAGAGAGACCUUGUUCUAUGUUGCUGUGGGUUUCCUGGUGAGGGUGCAACUUCAAACCUCUCGUUACUUCAGCGUCGUACUGUAACUCGCUUUGAUGGGUUUGUUUUAUCCAGCCUUUUAGUCCUCGCUACAUUUUUUACUACUCAAGCAUUUACACUUUUCAGUUUACCACGCAACAAUAUCUGAAUACAACAGCUUUUAAAGCAGCACUACGUAACUUUUCCACCUUAAUAUCAUAUUUCCAGAGUCAUUAUGAUGGUACAUCAACUUACAACAGGUUUAAUUACACCUCUGUCACUGUCUGAGGGGUCUGUAUCGCCUUCACUGGCACUAUGUAACUUUGAGGUGCAUGGUAGGAACCCUGCCACACUAAAAAACUAAAAAUCUUUACUUUACGGCAUACGUCACUUCCCCCUCCUUCCCGAUUUGG